This is a messenger RNA of Contarinia nasturtii (swede midge), 1875 nucleotides long. RefSeq names its product eukaryotic translation initiation factor 3 subunit L (gene eIF3l). Lineage: Eukaryota; Metazoa; Arthropoda; Insecta; Diptera; Cecidomyiidae. Gene Ontology annotation, biological process: translational initiation. Bases 111 to 1730 code for a protein of 539 amino acids. Gene Ontology annotation, cellular component: cytoplasm; eukaryotic translation initiation factor 3 complex. The transcript is spliced from 3 exons. The record is from RefSeq and is a predicted model, not a curated record. Gene Ontology annotation, molecular function: protein binding; translation initiation factor activity.
GUGUUUCCCAUGCCAUAAGUGUAUACUUAGACGACCGUAGCGGUGUGGCAAAACUUGCAUACGUUCAUCAAGUAAUUUAUUCAAAAGUUCCGUGAAAAAAAAAUUGCAAAAUGCUCGACCAAGACGAUUAUGAUCCGUAUGACCGUGAUUAUAUGUACGACGAAGAUAGCCAUACGGGCGAUCCAACUCUUGAUUUGGAAUAUGAACGCAGCAUGAGUGUGCCGAAAGUGCCCGAUAUUGUGAAAAACUUUAUCGAAUAUUUUCGGACUGUAAUCAGUGAGGGUGUUGUUUACGAGAUCCAAAAUUCGUACGAAAACACUUUCCCAAAGUUGAGCGAACAGUAUUACGAUAAGCGUGCAUGGCCGUCCGAAAAUCAAAUCGCCGAUAUCGUUGGAACCGAUGAUGUGUUUUUAACAUUGUAUAAAGAAUUAUACUUUCGUCAUAUUUAUGCACGAAUUCCCGAAGGUCCAACCAUUCAUGAGCGUGCUGACUCAUUUUUCAACUACUGUAGCUUCUUCAAUUUGAUUUUGUCGGCACCGCAACCAUUUCAAUUGGAAUUGCCGGACAUUUGGCUGUGGGAAUUGCUCGACGAAUUCGUCUAUCAAUUCCAAAACUAUGCCCAAUAUCGUGCACGUCUCAAUGACAAAAACGAAGAAGAGCUUAACAUUUUGAAGCACACAAAUCACUGGACCAUUUUGUGCAUUUUGAAUGUAUUGCAUUCGCUGGUCGAUAAGUCGAAUAUUAAAUUACAAUUGGAGGUGUCAGCAUCGGGCGGUGAUCCAGAAUCGGUUGCUGGUGAAUUUGGACGUCAUUCAUUGUAUAAGAUGUUGGGCUAUUUCAGUUUGGUCGAAAUGCUGCGUUUGCAUUCAUUGCUCGGUGAUUACUAUCAGGCAAUUAAGGUGUUGGAACCAAUUGAAAUUCACAAGAAGAAUCAAUACACACAUAUUCCAGCCUGUCAAAUUUCAACAUCUUAUUAUGUUGGUUUCGCUUACAUGAUGAUGCGUCGCUAUACUGAUGCCAUUCGUACAUUUAGCUCCAUUUUGCUAUUCAUUCAACGCACGAAGCAAUUGUACAGCACCCGAUCAUAUCAAAAUGAUCAAAUCAACAAACAAACUGAGCAAAUGUAUCAAUUGCUUACCAUUUGUUUAGUUCUUCAUCCACAAUGCAUUGACGAAUCAAUCCAACAAGCAUUACGAGACAAAAACUAUCACGAAAGCAUGUAUCAAAUGCAAUGCGGUGACUUGGACACGUUCCGCAACUUCUUUAUUUUCGGUAGUCCAAAAUUCAUUUCACCAUGUCCGCCACCAAACGACGCAACCGAAGGUGACUUUGUCAAGCAACCCAUGGAACAUCAAACACAAGUAUUUAUGGACGAAGUUCGACAACAACAAGAAUUACCAACCAUUCGUUCAUACUUGAAAUUGUAUACAACGUUGCCAUUGGAAAAAUUGGCUUCGUUUAUGAACAAAGAGCCAGCCGAACGUGACAUCAACAAUUUAUUGACUCAUUUAUUGUGCUUCAAACAUAAAAUGAAAAAUCUUGUAUGGAGCGAAGGUUCAAGCGGUUUGGAUGGCAAAUUUGUGUCCGGUUCGGAAUUGGAUUUCUAUAUUGACCUUGAUAUGAUUCAUAUUGCUGAUACAAAAGUGGCCCAUCGCUAUGGCGAAUUCUUUAUUCGUAAAAUUUUGAAAUUCGGUGAUUUAAACCGACGCUUGCACAACCUCAAAAUUUAAAUAAAAAUCUGGCAAAUAUCAUAUUCAUAUUCCACUAAUUUGAAUUAACCUAAAUCUUGCAUUACCAACAACUUUGUUCACAAACGGCGAAGACACAAAUAAGAUCAAUAAAGAGAUAAUACAUGCGAUUUAUUGGAAUAAACAA